Messenger RNA from Plasmodium vivax (malaria parasite P. vivax), 1247 nucleotides. Its product is annotated as 40S ribosomal protein S14-2, putative. Gene Ontology annotation, biological process: ribosomal small subunit assembly; translation; maturation of SSU-rRNA from tricistronic rRNA transcript (SSU-rRNA, 5.8S rRNA, LSU-rRNA). The record is from RefSeq and is a predicted model, not a curated record. Gene Ontology annotation, cellular component: cytosolic small ribosomal subunit; ribosome. Gene Ontology annotation, molecular function: structural constituent of ribosome; small ribosomal subunit rRNA binding; mRNA 5'-UTR binding. The transcript has 3 exons. Bases 287 to 742 code for a protein of 151 amino acids. NCBI's taxonomy places the organism in Eukaryota, Apicomplexa, Aconoidasida, Haemosporida, Plasmodiidae.
AAUUUACCCACUGAAGCGAAAUAAACCAAUAAGAGGAAAAAUUGAAGCCAGUUUGAGAUUGUCACGCUGAGGAAUUAAAAAAAAAAAAAAAAAAAAAAAUUCCAACGAAGGAAUACGUUAAGUAACUCCAAGCAGAGGCGUAUAAAGUAACCUCCCGCGCGGCGUUCUUCCCCAUUGUUCAAACACGAAAGGGAGAUCCCACUCCUUAUCAUUUCGCACGAGAGUGAACUUUACCAUAUUACCCCUACCGCAGCGACUUGCUGUACGCUUCCAUUUUGAGCACAAGAUGGCAUCCAAAAAGGUGAAAGCCCCCCAACCGGAAACGGCUAUUGUUUCCGGCCCGCAGCCCAAGGAGGGAGAGUUGGUUUUCGGCGUCGCGCACAUAUUUGCCUCCUUCAAUGACACCUUCAUCCACGUCACUGAUUUAAGUGGAAGGGAAACCCUCGUCAGGAUUACAGGUGGCAUGAAAGUCAAGGCCGACAGAGACGAGUCCAGCCCGUACGCAGCCAUGAUGGCAGCACAGGAUGUGGCGGCUCGACUGAAAGAAUUGGGAGUCUCCGCCAUUCACAUCAAGUUAAGAGCCUCAGGGGGUACGAAGUCGAAGACGCCCGGCCCAGGAGCGCAGUCAGCGCUAAGAGCUUUGGCCCGUUCCGGAUUAAAGAUAGGCAGAAUAGAGGACGUGACUCCAAUCCCCACCGAUUCCACGAGGAAAAAGUCCGGAAGAAGAGGAAGACGUUUGUAAAGCAGCUUGCGUGGUCCCCGCAAAAGGAAGAGCCUGCCCAUCGCGAGGAGGGCGCAUAUGUGCCCCUUCACAUGUGUGCAUGUGUAUGCCGUGUGUAUGUACCCGCGCGUAAGGCGAUUCGGCGAUGAUAAGAAGGCGAGCGACGGGGGGGUUGGAGAAAGCCAAGCUGGAAAGGAAGAAGGCCCGAUGUGGUGCCGCUUAGCGGCCGUAGACAAACGUAACGCCGGAAGAGGAGCGCAGUUCGCGUUUGCGCGAAUGAGAGCUUGUGUGCUUUAACCCCAGUUGCCUCGCGGCUCCGCCCCAGCUGCACCUCAACGUUUAACGUUUACUUCAUUUCGGUUUUCACUUUAUUUUUCCCUCACCCUUUCAUUUUUACACUAUUUUUACUUCAUUUUUGCCCUAUUUUAAUUUACUUUUUUUUCCUCCUUUGCACUUGCGAACAUAAACAGUAAUUACCCCUCCCCUUUGCAAUUCCAAAAGGCAUGCCAAUUUAUCGGUCAACCAG